UCUCUCUCUCUCUCUCUCUCUCUCUCUCUCUCUCUCACCCACAGUCUGAAGCUCUCGCUCCACAUCUGCGUGUCCACACAUCCACACGCGCUCGCGCUCUCUCUAUCCCUCACUCCGUUCGCGCUCUCAGUGGGAUCACACGCACUCAGUGGGAUUUUACUCUCUCUCUCUCUCUUUCUUCUCUCCUGAUGAACAGGAAUACUCGCUCUGUCUCUCCGCUGUUGGUGGCAGAUGCCCAGAGCCCCACUCUCUCUCCCUGGCCUCGUCAGUAGUGUGCUGAGUCCAGCGGAGGCCCAUGGCUCCGCCCCCGGCCCACCGCCUGCUCCUCCUGCUGCUGCUGCCCACGGCAGUGUUUUGCUGGGGGAGUACAGGGGUUCCAGAGUCACCCUGCCAAAAAACUGAGCACCCCCUCAUCUCACACACAGAAAUUGAGCCGUGGAUCCGCCGCUUCAGGGCAGAGGGCACGGUGGAUUAUUCACAGCUGACCUUUGACCCUGGCCAGAACGAGCUGAUUGUGGGCGCAAGGAAUCAUCUCUUCAGGCUGCAUCUGGAGGACCUCGCAUUGAUCCAGGAAGCAGAAUGGCACUGUGACGAGUUCACCAAGGGGGCCUGCUUCAGCAGAGGAAAAUCAGAGGAAGAGUGCCAGAAUUAUAUUCGUGUCCUGCUGGUGAAUGGAGAUAGGCUUUUCACCUGCGGCACAAACGCCUUCACCCCUAUCUGCACCAAUCGCACGCUGACUAAUCUCACAGAGAUCCAUGAUCAAAUCAGUGGGAUGGCACGCUGCCCUUAUAACCCUCUUCAUAACUCCACGGCGCUCAUCACCUCCAGUGGAGAGCUGUACGCUGCCACUGCUAUGGACUUCUCCGGCAGGGACCCAGCCAUUUACCGCAGCCUGGGGGGUCUACCCCCUCUCCGCACAGCACAGUACAACUCCAAAUGGCUCAACGAGCCGAACUUUGUGUCCUCAUAUGACAUUGGGAACUUCACCUAUUUUUUCUUCCGGGAGAACGCGGUGGAGCAUGACUGCGGCAGGACAGUGUUUUCCCGCGCUGCUAGAGUGUGUAAAAACGAUAUCGGUGGGCGUUUCCUGCUGGAGGAUACCUGGACCACCUUUAUGAAGGCCAGACUGAACUGCUCUCGGCCAGGAGAAAUCCCUUUCAGCUACAACGAGCUGCAGGGCACCUUCUUCCUGCCUGAGCUGGAGCUGCUGUACGGUAUCUUCACCACCAAUGUAAACAGCAUUGCUGCCUCAGCAGUGUGUGCCUUCAACCUGAGCGCCAUCACCCAGGUGUUCAGCGGCCCUUUUAAAUACCAGGAGAACUCUCGCUCCGCCUGGCUGCCUUACCCCAACCCCAACCCUGACUUUCAGUGUGGUACUAUAGAUUACGGCUCCUACGUAAACCUGACAGAGAGGAACCUGCAGGAUGCUCAGAAGUUCAUUCUAAUGCAUGAGGUGAUCCAGCCCAUCGUCCCUGUGCCGUACUUCAUGGAAGAUAACGUGCGCUUCUCUCACGUAGCUGUGGAUGUGGUGCAGGGCAAAGACAUGCUCUACCACAUCAUCUACCUGGCCACAGAUUACGGCACCAUUAAGAAAGUGCUCUCUCCGCUGAACCAGACCACAGGCAGCUGUCUGCUUGAUGAGAUCGAGCUUUCCCCCCCCAGGAGACGGCAGCCCAUCCUCAGCCUGCUAAUCCUGCACAGCCGCAGUGAGCUGUUUGUGGGCGUCAGAGACCAGGUCAUCAAAAUCCCGCUCAUUCGCUGCAACUUCCACAAGAGCCGAGAAGCAUGUGUAGGGGCGAGGGAUCCAUACUGUGGUUGGGAUCUGGUGCUGAAGAAGUGUGUGAUGCUGGAGGACAGCGUGAGCAUGAGCCAAUGGGAGCAGAGCAUCACUAAGUGUCCAGUGAGGAAUGUGACAGUGGAUGGGCACUUUGGUCCUUGGUCCAGUUGGAGGCCAUGUAGCCACAGUGAUGGAGGAAGUGUUGGACUGUGUCAGUGUCGAACACGAGCGUGUAACAGUCCAAGCCCACAGUGUGGAGGACAACAGUGCCAGGGCACCAGUGUAGAAGUGGCCAAUUGCUCCAGGAAUGGGGCGUGGACUCCGUGGACAGCAUGGGCUCCCUGCAGCACCAGCUGUGGCAUCGGCUUCCAGGUCCGCCAGCGAUCCUGCAGCAACCCCACCCCACGACACGGGGGCCGGGUGUGUGUAGGUCAGAACCGUGAGGAAAGGUACUGUAAUGAGCACCUGCCUUGCCCGCCACAUAUAUACUGGUCGGCCUGGUCACCAUGGGAGCGCUGCACAGUGCCGUGUGGUGGAGGAAUCCAGUCGCGACGCCGGACCUGCGAGAAUGGGAAUGAAUGUCCUGGAUGCAGCGUGGAAUACCAGUCAUGUAACACCCUGCCCUGCCCAGACCUGAAGAAAACAACUCCGUGGACCCCCUGGACCCCCGUGAACAUCUCAGAUAACGGCGGACACUAUGAGCAGCGUUUCCGCUACACCUGUAAGGCACGGGUGGCCGAGCCGGGACUGCUGGAGGUGGGCAGGCAGAGAAUAGAAAUGCGCUACUGUUCCAGUGACGGGUCAACCGGCUGUUCCACUGAUGGUGACCUGCUCCGGUCAGGCCGCAUUACUGGACUGACAGUUAAUGGUGGUUGGUCAGCGUGGAGCUCAUGGAGCCAGUGCAGCAGAGACUGCAGCUCAGGCAUCCGCAGCCGAAAGAGAACCUGCACCAACCCCAAACCCAAAUACGGCGGGACUUCCUGUCUAGGGCCUGCGCAGGAGUACCAGGAGUGCAACACAACACCCUGCCCAGUGGAUGGUGGUUGGUCCUGUUGGUCACCUUGGUCCAAAUGUUCGGUGACGUGUGGCGGGGGUCAUUACAUUCGGACUAGAACCUGCAGUAACCCCCCGCCGGCCUAUGGAGGAGACAUCUGCCUUGGCCUGCAUACUGAGGAGGCCCUAUGUAACACACAGCCAUGUCCAGAGAGCUGGUCAGACUGGUCUGAGUGGUCCCACUGCGACUCGGCAGGUGUUCAGGUGCGUCUCCGUCACUGUGACGUUCUUUUUCCCACCGGCAACCAGUGCGCAGGAAACAGCAGCGAGAGUCGUGCCUGCCUGUCUGACUCCAACUACAUCCCCGAGAUUUCUGUGGCACACUCCAGUCAUGAAGACAGACACUGUGGAGACUUCAAUGUCUUCCACAUGAUCGCUGUGGGCUUAAGCAGCUCUAUACUGGGCUGUCUGGUCACUUUGCUGGUGUACACCUAUUGCCAGAGGUACCAGCAGCAGUCCCAUGAUGCCACAGUCAUCCACCCCAUCUCCGCCGCACCUCUUAACACCAGCAUCACCAACCACAUCAACAAACUGGACAAAUAUGAUUCAGUGGAAGCUAUUAAGGCUUUCAAUAAGAAUAACUUGAUCCUGGAGGAAAGAAAUAAAUACUUUAAUCCUCAGCUCGCUGGAAAAACAUACACCAACGCCUACUUUACAGACGUCAACACCUACGAUGACUAUUAAAGCUGGAUUUCAGCGGCCAGUGCUCCUUAAUUUCAGCAGCUUUGACACUGCGACCGGUACAUGCAGUCUAAUUUUGACAUUUUUCUCCUGCUUUGUGAUUUGCUAUUUGACGUUUUUUGUGGGACCAUUUCAACAUCACCUGUCCACCUCCCACCGAACCAUCUUCAAGCUAACAAAGGACAUCUCGCUCUCGUGGACGUUAAACCCCAACUCUGAAAACUCUUAAACAAAAAGAGCGGCAGGAAGGACAUCUCCAAUGCCGGAGAAACGUUCGAAAAACUUUUUAAAAAGCUGAUUUGAUCAGUAUGUGACUCCUGUGAACUUGCUGAGAACAUGCCUAAUGUUUGGGGAGAAACACUGGCGCUUCUUUUUUUUUUUUUUUUUUGCAUGAAUUUCAUUCAAAUGUUUUGCCUUCAUCGUCUCAUCAUUCAUUCGCAUGGUCGUUUGCGUUUAUGGACAGUUUUGUCUGCUUUGCUGAGAUGGCAUCUUCCCAAGAUCUUGUAUAAGUGCCCAGAAUACACUCUCUGGCCACUUUAUUGGAAACAGCCACUUUGUACUUCUGCUUUCUGUCCAGUCAAUGUACUUGAGCACCUUUAUAGCUCCAAUAUACAGGAGCACAGUUACAGACUGAAGCUCCAGCUAUUGCUGCACAGUUCAUCAAUCCUCCUCUACCCCUACCUUUCAUCAGUGUUCAGUUUAUGAUCACAGGGCUCCUGAUGUCCAGAUAAUAUUAAGGUGGAGGUCCAUUUUCAGCACAUCCUAGUGCCACUGCUAGUGUCAACUAGUGUAAACUGAAACUGACUAUUGAUAAUUGUCUUUUUAGCUUUUAUUAUUUAUAGUUUAAGCUUAAUAAUAGUUUUCUGUUAUAUAUUUAGUUUUAUAUUUACACCUUUUUAUUUAUUUAUUAUCUAUGCAUUUCAUAGUUUGCCUGCAUUAGAUUUUUACUGUUGCAUUUAACUAUUAUUUGUUUAUCUUUACAAUUUUAUAUAUUUUCAUUUUUUUAAUCUGUAUUGAAACCUUUUAAAUAACAGUUGAUUGAUUCACUGGUUGAUGAAUAUGAAUAUCUACAGGAUAGCAGAAGAGCUACAGUCUCUAACUGUACUCCAGCAAGGUGGAGCUACAAAGGACUAAGGUGUUUGUAAUAAAGUGGCCAAGGAGUGUAUUUACCGGUCCAAAAAAAAAGAGAAAAAGAAGAAGUGAGCGGGCACAUCAGACAAAGUCCAGACAAUCAAGAUGUAGAUACUUUGGUGUCUGGAAAACGUGUUCAAAUGUGUCUCUUUCAGGCUCCCGUUAGCCGAGUUAUUAACCGUGGUCAGAAUAUCAGUGUUUUUGUUGUACAGUUACACUCAACAUUAACUGUAUGUCUGUGUAGCUUUUGUAGAUCAAACUGUUAUAAUGCAGUGUUAGUUCGCCCCACCUUAACCCAGCGUUUCAUCAGCCUCAUCCUUUUAACACUCAGUUGUGUGUAAAAUACAGAAAAAAAGUGAAGGAGACAGAAUGUAACUCUUCAAUUCCACCUUAACAGCACCUUUUUAUAACUCUAAUCCUUUGAUAAUUUGAAUACUAUGAGCAUAUUUUAUGUUGUUCUGAUAUUUUCAAGCUGGAGAAGAGAUCAAAAAGUACUAGUAUUAUUGUUGUCAAUGGAAACACAUCAACUUCACAAAGCUCAUGUUUUCUAAAAGGGAAGGUAAUGGCCUUUUUUCUUCAUUGUCAGAAGGAUUAAUGAAAUUCUCCAUGAAGAUAACCAACCGCCUGUGAUGGAACGUGCUGGGGUUUUUGUUCGUUCGAUUUCUACUAAUUCUUUUUUACCUGCAAAAAGUUCUGUUCGCUUGUUUUAAUGUGCAUAAAUUAAAAAUGCUUCAUAUA
This is a messenger RNA of Astyanax mexicanus (Mexican tetra), 5380 nucleotides long. It is a transcript of the gene sema5a, whose product is annotated as sema domain, seven thrombospondin repeats (type 1 and type 1-like), transmembrane domain (TM) and short cytoplasmic domain, (semaphorin) 5A. Bases 296 to 3514 code for a protein of 1072 amino acids. NCBI's taxonomy places the organism in Eukaryota, Metazoa, Chordata, Actinopteri, Characiformes, Acestrorhamphidae. The transcript is spliced from 22 exons. Gene Ontology annotation, molecular function: semaphorin receptor binding; chemorepellent activity. The record is from RefSeq and is a predicted model, not a curated record. Gene Ontology annotation, biological process: positive regulation of cell migration; negative regulation of axon extension involved in axon guidance; axon guidance.